UUUAUAUGACGUCAUGGGCGGAGUUUAGUUGAAGAUCGAAUUCGGAUUCGGUUGGCGGGCGCGGCCAUCUUGGUGAAUAAGUGACCUGGCGAUUUGGAUUUAGUUAGUGAAAAAUCAGUUGUAAUCCACAAUGUCGGAAAGGGAAGAUAAUGUGUACAAAGCUAAAUUGGCCGAACAGGCUGAGCGUUACGAUGAAAUGGUUCAGGCAAUGAAGAAUGUGGCCUCGUGCAACGUAUCAGACAAUGAGCUCACAGUGGAGGAGAGGAACCUCCUUUCUGUUGCAUACAAGAAUGUCAUAGGAGCCCGCCGAGCCUCCUGGAGAAUCAUUUCAUCCAUUGAACAGAAAGAAGAAACAAAAGGCGCGGAGGACAAGCUGAACAUGAUCCGCGCGUACCGCAGCCAGGUGGAGAAGGAGCUGCGCGACAUCUGCUCCGACAUCCUGGGCGUGCUCGACAAGCACCUCAUACCCAGCUCGCAGACCGGCGAGUCCAAGGUCUUCUACUACAAAAUGAAGGGUGACUACCACCGGUACCUGGCUGAGUUCGCGACGGGCAAUGACCGCAAGGAGGCGGCGGAGAACUCGCUCGUGGCGUACAAGGCCGCCUCCGACAUCGCCAUGACCGAGCUGCCGCCCACGCACCCCAUCCGCCUCGGCCUCGCGCUCAACUUCUCCGUGAGUAUCCGCACCGCACACGCGCACUCCACACACUCCACACACUCCACA
Molecule: messenger RNA, 724 nt
Organism: Zerene cesonia (dogface butterfly)
Lineage: Eukaryota; Metazoa; Arthropoda; Insecta; Lepidoptera; Pieridae
Product: 14-3-3 protein epsilon-like
Exons: 4
Biological process (GO): signal transduction
Cellular component (GO): cytoplasm
Source: RefSeq, a predicted model, not a curated record